Molecule: messenger RNA, 3556 nt
Organism: Phascolarctos cinereus (koala)
Lineage: Eukaryota; Metazoa; Chordata; Mammalia; Diprotodontia; Phascolarctidae
Gene: BRDT
Product: bromodomain testis associated
Biological process (GO): chromatin remodeling; regulation of DNA-templated transcription
Cellular component (GO): chromatin; nucleus
Source: RefSeq, a predicted model, not a curated record
CCAGACAGACCAAUGAGCGGAGGGACGCUACGAGAUCGCCUAUAAAAGCGCCUGCACUGGCCAGCUUGCUGCCGCCAUUUCGGGUGAGCGGUAGCGGCGACGGGUGGGUGGCGAUAUACGUGUAGGGAAGACAAUACCCCACCAGGAAAAGGUUCAGAAUGUCUCUGUCCAGUCGACAGAUGGCAAUUGUCAACCCCCCUCCACCAGAGUACAUCAAUGCCAAAAAAACUGGCCGUCUCACAAAUCAGCUGCAGUACCUGCAGAAGGUCGUCCUGAAGGCUCUGUGGCAGCACAGCUUCUCAUGGCCCUUCCAGCAGCCUGUGGAUGCUGCCAAGCUCAAGCUCCCGGACUAUUACAGCAUCGUUAAGAAGCCAAUGGAUUUGAGUACAAUUAAAAAGCGCUUGGAACAUAAAUACUAUGUGAAAGCAUCAGAAUGUGUAGACGACUUGAAAACAAUGUUCACCAAUUGUUAUUUGUAUAACAAGCCAGGUGAUGACAUUGUUCUCAUGGCACAAGCCUUAGAGAAGCUGUUUAUGCAAAAGAUGUCUCAAAUGCCUUCAGAAGAGCUAGUAAUAGGUGGAAAGGAAAGGAAAAGAAAAGGUACUCAGCCAUCUUCUGGAGUUUCUGCUAUUAAAGAAAAGUCAUCCCCCAAGGCAUCAGAAAUGGUAGCUAAGCAACAAGUGAUUCCCUCUUCUGUAUGUCCGCAGACAUCACUUUCUCCAUUGCACGUCGCUGAAGUGGCUGUGCCGAGCUGUGCCACACAGGCUGUACCACAAGUUAAAAAGGGUGUGAAAAGGAAAGCAGAUACUACAACCCCUACAGCUUCCAUCGUUACAGCUAGUAGUGAAUCUUCACCAACUCCAGUUAAACACAGAUUUGCUAAAAUACCACUUUCGAAAGAAAAAGUAGUGAAGAAUGUUGUACCAGAUUCUCAGCAACAACAUGAAGUUGUGAAAAGUGUCAAAUUAACUGAGCAGUUAACAUAUUGUAAUGAGAUUCUUGAAGAAAUGUUUGCAAAGAAACACGUAGCAUAUGCUUGGCCUUUUUAUAAACCAGUUGAUGUUACUGCUUUAGGACUCCAUAAUUACUAUGAUGUUGUUAAAAAUCCAAUGGACCUUGGAACGAUUAGAAAAAAAAUGGACAACCAAGAAUAUAAAGACGCACAUGAAUUUGCUGCAGAUGUUCGGUUAAUGUUUAUGAAUUGCUACAAGUAUAACCCACCUGACCAUGAGGUGGUAUCAAUGGCGAGAACCCUUCAGGAUGUUUUUGAGAUGCAGUUUGCCAAAAUCCCAGAUGAACCCAUUGAAAGAAUGCCUAUAUGCUACAUUAAAAAGGAUGUAGCAAAAGCUUUUUGUAGAGAAAGUAGUAGCGAUGCUUCCUCUGAGGACAACUCUUCUGAAGAGUCACCUGAUGAACGCGUGCAGCGCCUUGCAAAGCUUCAGGAGCAGCUUAAAGCUGUUCAUCAACAACUACAAGUUCUGUCUCAAGUACCUUACCAUAAGCUAAAGAAAAAGAAUGAGAAAUCUAAAAGGGGGAAGAAAGAAAAAAAGGAAGUUAUGAACAAAGAUAAAAGUCAGAGGGAAAAUUUUAAGCAAGUAAAACUAAAGAAAAAGCUGAAAACCAGUCAGCCAAAAAACACCAAGCAACAAAUGUUGGCGUAUAAAUCUGAGGAUGAAGACAAUGCUAAGCCUAUGAAUUACGAUGAGAAAAGGCAGUUAAGCUUGGACAUAAACAAACUCCCCGGAGACAAACUUGGGCAAGUGGUCCACAUAAUAGAGUCAAGAGAACCAUCUUUAAGGAAUUCUAAUCCUGAUGAGAUAGAAAUUGAUUUUGAAACACUAAAAGCAUCAACCCUGAGAGAACUGGAAAAAUAUGUCAUGGCCUGUCUGAGAAAGAGACCCAGGAAACUUCAUGCUAAGAAAAUAACGAAAUCCAAAGAAGAGCUUCAUUCACAGAAAACACAGGAGUUGGAAAAGCGGUUACUGGAUGUCAGUAACCAGUUAAAUUCUAGAAAACGCCAAACAAAAUCUGAGAAAACUCAAUUGUCCAAGGCCACAGGAGAGGCCACGCGUCUGAGCGAGAGCAGCAGCAGCAGCAGUGCCGGCGGCAGCAGCUCCUCGGGCUCAGGCGGCAGCAGCAGCAGUGAGUCGAGCUCUUCCAAUAGCAGUAAUUCCGAUUCAGAAAUGUUCCCCAUGUUAACUGGAAUCAGAGAGAGUGGUUCCCCUUCCAAAGGAAAAAUGAAGACUUUGUCUUCCUGUAGGAUGUCAAAUCAAGAUCUGUUAGCUCUUAAGAAUCUCCAAGAACCUCAACAAUUACAGACUUUGCAAAGCCUUCCAUCAGCACAAAUUAGCAUUCUCUCUCAAAGUCUUCCUGAAAUUGUGUCCCUGGGAGAUGUUACUUCUGUGCUGCAGAAUGCCCCGAAUGUCCUCACUUUUGAGCCCAUCAAUCCCAUUCUCAUUGUUUCAGAGAAUACUUCAUUAAGUGGUGACAAAAAAGAUAAGGCCAUGUCUGUAGCAAGUGCUGGAAAAUCAGCCCCCCUUCUAAAUACGAUGUGGGAAGGAAUUGACUCUAAGCCUGUGAAAAAAGUGGAAAGGAAGCCCGGACAGCCCAUCACUAACAUACUGCAUCCUACCAGCAAGGGCACGGGUGUGCUAGAGCCUGAACUUCCCACUCCUGUGAAGAAGGAUAUAAAGAUCAGGAAUGUGGACUGUUGGACAAAUUUGGGCAAAACAGUCACAAGUACAGUGCUACCAAAAUCGUCAGAUGGUGUCUUUGGGCAGUUCAGAAAAGCAGCCAUAGAAAAGGAAGUGCAGACCCGAACACAGGAGCUGAUGAGGAAGCCGCUGGAUCAGAAGCCAGAGGAAUCAGAAAGCCGCCCAGAGCAGACGGAUUUUGACAAGAAUGCAAAUAAAAUUCAAGAUGAAUGUUAUCCUGAAACACAAAAGCCCCCUCAGGCGCCAUUGGAAGUUCAGGAAGAUUGUUGGCUCAUCAAAGAUCGGAAUUUGGCAAGAAAGAGAGAGCAAGAGCGCAGGAGGAGGGAAGCCAUGGCCAGCACCAUCGAUAUGAAUCUGCAAAGCGACAUCAUGAUGACCUUUGAGGAGAACCUUGAUUAAGUUUGACACUCUGAAUUAGUUGGUUGUUGGUUCAUUCGAUGAAGCUCUGGACAUAAAGGGAGGCAACUUUAACAUAAAUCCCAGUGUGGGGGGUGAAAGCAGGCGUUUCACCCCCGCUUGUCAGUUAUAUUGGGUUCUGAUUCGUGGUGACUAAAAUUUUGAACUAUUUUCUUUAACAUCUGGUUUGUUUUAUAUAGCCAGUGUUUUUUAUAUAAGCUAUAUUUCCAAGGAAUUUCAUAAUUUUGUAAUCCUAAUUGCCUAAUUGUGGGUGUUUAUUGAAUAGUCUUGUGAAAUAUUAGGAGGCCUAUGUAGAAAUAUUCGAGACUUUAGUGUUUCUUUCUAAUUUUUACCUUUUUUUAAAUCAACCAUUUAUUUGCCUUUGAAAAUGAGCACUUACCUUAACAGAUAAAUUGCAUCAGUUGGGAGAAUGUGAGGCAUUCUCC